Messenger RNA from Fusarium venenatum, 777 nucleotides. Its product is annotated as ClpP/crotonase-like domain-containing protein. NCBI's taxonomy places the organism in Eukaryota, Fungi, Ascomycota, Sordariomycetes, Hypocreales, Nectriaceae. Gene Ontology annotation, cellular component: mitochondrion. The record is from RefSeq and is a predicted model, not a curated record. Gene Ontology annotation, molecular function: enoyl-CoA hydratase activity. Gene Ontology annotation, biological process: fatty acid beta-oxidation.
AUGGACCAUCAGCUUAUCCUCCCUUCCGCUCCCGCAGACGGUGUACGCGUCCUGGCGUUAAACAGACCCUCCAAGCGCAACGCCCUCUCGCAGGAACUCAUAACCGUCUUUCUGGAACAGCUGAAGGCAGCAUCCAGGGACGAUGGCGUGCGAGUCAUUGUCAUCACUGGCAGCUCGACUUUCUUUUGCGCCGGAGCUGAUAUCGGGGAGAUCUCACGCCUCGAUGCGGAAGGCGCGCGGGACUGCCGCUACUUGUCGGAGCUUUGUACGGGGAUGCAAGCCGUGCGCAAGCCUUUGAUAGCGGCUGUUGAGGGAAUGGCGCUCGGUGGGGGUUUUGAGCUUGCUCUCAUGUGCGACCUGAUUUUUGCAGCGCAUGACAGUCGAUUCGGUCUCCCAGAGGUCACAAUUGGUCUUAUCCCUGGUGCUGGCGGUACACAGCGGCUGACCAGUGCCGUGGGAAAGUUCAAGGCUAUGCAGAUGAUCCUUCUCGGUCGUCCCAUCCAAGCAGAAGAGGCUCAGUCUGCAGGUCUAGUUGCGCAGCUCUACGAAAGCGGCAGCGUCUUGAACAACGUGGUGAAGGACACGGCAUCGACGCUUGCGGCGCUUAGCCCCAUGGCUUUGGGCUUGGCUAAAGAAGCAAUUUGUAAAUCGGAUGAUUUGGGUGCUGAUCACGAGUUUGAGAGAAGUUUGUAUUACUUUGCUUUUGGGACCAAGGAUAAAGAAGAGGGUGUCAAAGCCUUCUUGGAAAAGAGGAAACCUGAGUGGAGGUCCAAAUAA